Pectinophora gossypiella (pink bollworm) is the source of this 4799-nucleotide messenger RNA. RefSeq names its product guanine nucleotide exchange factor DBS-like. The transcript has 20 exons. The coding region runs from base 277 to 3393 and encodes 1038 amino acids. Gene Ontology annotation, molecular function: protein binding; guanyl-nucleotide exchange factor activity. Gene Ontology annotation, biological process: intracellular signal transduction. Gene Ontology annotation, cellular component: cytoplasm. NCBI's taxonomy places the organism in Eukaryota, Metazoa, Arthropoda, Insecta, Lepidoptera, Gelechiidae. The record is from RefSeq and is a predicted model, not a curated record.
CGGUAUCCGUAGUAAACUCACUUUGCAGCCCAACCAAUAGGUAGUUUCUUUUAUAUCCCGCGGGUGACCGCGGUCUUUGAUAUUAUCGUGCGUAAACUCGGGUCGAUGAACGAUUUUGGCACAAGAAGAGUGAAUAACUACGCAAUGUGAAUUACCCUAGUCAGUGCUUAGCCACGCUGAGCGCUAAAAACAGCAGAAACAGACAUGAAGAGAGUGAAAUGUGUUCAUAGAUGAGAUUAGAGUCGUGUGUUUGUUUUCGGUGUUUCGAGGAAAACGAUGGCUAAUUCUCCGACGAGUAUAGAGACACAAAUAGACAGUUUCUUGGAGCAGUUCAAAAGAAGUGCUUCAAAGGCUAUGGAGGAGAAGAUGGAGUGGCCUGAUGGCCCAUCGCCGGGAGCCGUGGUCAAAUCACGCAGUAGCUGUUUUGCCUUAGACGCAGCUGUUGAAGCGGAAUGCGACGGGUGCGGCGAGGGCGAGGAGGGCCGCAGCGUAGGCGAGCUGCUGCUGCCGCAGUAUGCGCUUGCGACGGGCGGGCUGGCGCGCGACCACCGCCCACUGAUCACCUUCCCCGACAACAACAACUUCCAUGUCCUAUCAGCUGGAGAGUACCGCAGGCUGCUGCUGUACUUGACUUCUAUACCCUCGUUACUUGAAGCAGAGAUGGGGUUUCACAUAAUUAUUGAUAGAAGGAAGGAUCGGUGGAAUUCAGUCAAGACAGUAUUACUAAGAAUCUCGGAAUUCUUCCCCGGCAUAAUCCACACAGUUUACGUCCUACGACCAGCGAGUUUCCUCCAGAAGGCUCUGUCUGAAGUGAGCAGCAAGCUAUUUAAGGAAGAGUUCCGGUUCCGGGUGCUGGUGUGCUCCGGAGUUGAGGAGUUGUGUGAACACUUCGACCGCUCACAGCUGACGCCGGACCUCGGCGGAGAGCUGCAGUACUCGCACGCUGAGUGGAUACAGCAACGGAUAGCUCUGGAGAAAUUCUCGACGCUGAUGAAGGAGAUCUCGAGCAAGCUGGACGACUUCAUGCACGAGAUAGUGGACUGCGACAUGGGCAACGACCCCUCACAAACCAAAGAAUUAUUAGACUCUCAGGAGACUAGGUAUAAAGCUUUAAAAGACGAGUUAACGUCAGCGACGACGCAAGGCGAGGAGCUGCUGACGCAGGUGCGGAAACCAAACCUCACCUACAACAUUAUUAGCCACGUGGCUGCCGUCGAGAGGCUACUGGUGCAACUUGAAGAGACUGAAAGACAAUUCGAUAACUUUUGGCAAAAACAUUCCACGAAGUUAAACCACUGGUUGAAAUUUAGAACAUUUUUAUUGAACUUUAAACAGAUGCAGGCGACUUUAGACGGUCAUCUAAAGACUGCGUGCGACAUGACUGAGGUAGGGGAGACUGCGAGUCGUGUGGAGAACCUCAUACAAGAAGCUGGUGACUUCGAAAAACUGUGCAACUGUGAUCUCAACACCGCUUCAGCCGUUAUAGAAGACGGUGAGAAGUUAAUGCAAGACCCUCUCAGUUCGGUGGACCACAUCGAGUCCAAAUGCGAGGAGUUACGACGAACGAGCGCGCUGCUCAUAGACAAGAUAAACAAACGAAACAUGCUGCUGGCUAAAGCGAGGGAACUGAUGGACAGGAUAGACAAGGCCAACGAAUGGUGCACGACGGGUGUGGAACUCUUAGCCGGGGAAGGCGGGCUGCUGGCGGUGGACAAGUUGCUGGAGGACGCGCAGACCUUCGGCCUGGCAGCGCCCGACCAGUUCCGGGACAUGCUGAUGCACUCUGCCACGCAGGAGACACGCGCGCUCGUUACUCAGGUGGCUCAGCGAGUAGAAGACGUGUGGCUGAUGGUGUCAGUGAAGCGCGCGACGCUGCAGCGAGCCGCGACCAAGCCGGCGCGGCCUGUGCAGUCAGUGCCGCCGCAGAGCGCGCAGCCGCCGCCCAGCGCACAGAUGGAGACGUCAGGCGGUUCGGAGAGCUCCGGUGGCGAGGACGCCGAGGCGCGACGCUCACGGCGUGGACACGUGCUUGCCGAGCUGCUGCAGACCGAGCGCGUCUACGUGCACGAGCUGGGCUCCAUACUCAACGGCUACAAGGAAGAAAUAGAGAAGCCGGAGAACCAGCACCUGGUACCGGCAGCGCUAGUCGGCCAAGCAGACGUGCUGUUUGGCAACCUCCACGAACUCUUCACAUUCCACCAAGACGUCUUCCUCAAGGACCUCGAGCGAUCCAUAUCGGCGACUGAACUCGUUGCGCUAUGUUUUGUCGAAAAGCGCGAAACGUUCUUCCGGCUAUACAGCUACUACUGCCAGAACAUCCCCCGCUCGGAGCGGCUGCGGGAGACCUUAGUGGACACCCAUCUAUUCCUGCAGGCGUGCCAACUGCGGCUGGGACACAAGCUGCCUCUCGCUGCCUACCUGCUCAAACCCGUGCAGCGGAUCACCAAAUACCAGCUGCUUCUUAAGGACUUACUCCGGUACAGUGAGUGUGGGUCGAUGAGUACGGGUCUGCAGGAAGCUCUGGACUGUAUGCUCGUCGUGUUGAAGUGCGUCAACGACUCCAUGCAUCAGAUCGCCAUCACUGGGGUUCCGGUGGACCUCAGCCAGCAAGGCGAGCUGCUGAUGCAGGGCUCGUUCCUGGUAGUAUCAGAGAACAAGCGAGACCUACGGCUGAGGAUACGGCCGCGCCGCCGACACAUCUUCCUGUACGAGAAGGCCAUGCUAUUCUGCAAACCCGCCACCAAGAACAGCCAUAACAAAGCCACGUACCACUUCAAACAUGAACUUCAGAUGUCACAAAUCGGCCUAACGGAGUCAGUGAAGGGCGACCCCCGCAAGUUCGAGGUGUGGCGGCAGGGGCGCGCGGAGGUUCACACCAUUACUGCGCCCACGAUUGAGGUGAAGCGGGCCUGGGUGGAGCGCAUCAAGCGCGUGCUGCUCGACCAGCUCAAGGAGUUAAAGGGCGAGCGCGUGCGACAAUAUGGAGCCCACAGGACACUAAUCCAAGCGAGCUCUUGGGACUUAGCACCAGGCAGCGUGCCGCCGUCGCGGCCGCAACCCGCCGCUGCAACCCCCCGCACCGCCUCCUGCGAUACCCACGACGAGCCCUGCUGGUCCACCGACCCUUCAGAGGACGAGGAGGAUGAGCCUGACCAUGCGCCGGCGGUGGGGUGCGCGCUAGUGGCGCUGUCAGACUACACGGCGGUGGGGGCCAGUGAGGUAUCGCUGCGCGAGGGGCAGCACGCCGAGCUGCUCAAAGUCGGCUGCGCUGGCUGGUGGUACGUGCGCCUGGCAGCGGGCCACGGCGAGGGCUGGGCGCCGGCGGCGUACCUCGACCAGCGCAAGACAUCGCGUUCCUCCAGCCGCUCACACGAUCGUCUGCAUGACCACUAACUCAACAAUACUCUAAAAUACACACAGUGUCAUUUCCAAUGACUUUUUAAUUAUAUGUGACCGUGCUUAUUUGAAAAAUGGCAACACUGACGUUGCGUUUUAUCAAGGAUUCUGGCCCAAAGGACUUGAUUCGAGGCUUAAUCUUUAAAAAAAUAUAUCAAGGAUUGUCACACAAAAAUGUACCUUCUUCUAAAUUCAAACCAAUUAAUUAGGUAACAAAAGAACUUCAAAAUGUAAAGUGUAAUUUAACGAUUGGUUUAGAAUCGGUAGGCUUUAAAUUUUAAGUUCAAUGUUUGUGUACCCAAAGAAAGAGUAAGACACUCGAUGUCAAAAGCAAAAUGGCAUUUGGCACUCGACACCCCACUCGUUGCUGUUAAUGUCGAACAAUAAUAUUUGUUAAUGUAUGUAAAUGUUGUUCUAAAAGAAGCUUUAUUGUAAAUUAGUCUUAGCUGUAGCCCCGUGUUAUCGUUAUGAUAUGGUUACGAUUAUCCAAAGCUAUCGGUAGUAGCGUAGAGGAGGUUUAGCAAGGUAACACAGAAUAUUGAGUGGGUCAUACAUUGGUCACAAUUUUGGGGUCUCCGUUAAAUACCAUUCAAGUAUCGACAUGAUUCCGUCACAAUCUCUGUUACCUUGCCAAACUUCAGUAGAAGUGACUGGUUCCGUAUGUUUCUGUACAUAAUUAUUUAAUUAUAGUAAUUUAUUUUGAUGCUAGUUGAGCUUUCGGUGUUAUUUCGUGUUAUGUCUCAACUCUCCAUGACAGAUACUGUGGGUAGUAUUGAUUUAUCAUAGUCGUUUAGGGCCCUGUAUAUUUAAUUACGUAGGUAUUGGUCGGUAGCAACUUACCUGCAUUACAUCGCCUAUCCAAACUCAUGAAUGUUGUGCUCGAAAAACGUUCCCAAAGUAAAUAGGUAAGUUAUUACUUACCUGUUUGCUGUAUGACCAAACACUUUCAUAUCAUUCAUCCUUAUCAUAUUAGAAAUUCGACGCUUAUCUAAGAAUCAUCAUUCAAUGCAUGAUAUUAAAUCGGUUGAUUAAUAUUAUUUACAUAACAACGAUAUUUUAAAGUAUUUUACAAAUAAAUUGUAGUUGUUAAAACUUGAUUGUUGCUAGUCAUGGUCACAUCAUGAUAUCAUGUUCGUGCUGUCAUCAUUCAUAUCAUAAUUCAGGGUGACCGUCUGUUCACAUUAAGUUGUAAAUAAAAAAACGGCUACGAUAUGUUGUUCGGAAAAGCUUGUUUAAUUGAUAAUGUUACUUGUUAGUGCACGGUCACCCUUUCAUGCGUUUCCCACCACAGUACCUGUUCCUUCAUUGUAUAAAUGUAUUAUUUCCAUCCUAUCAUGUACCUUUUGUAUAGACUCAUGAUUAUUUUCGAGCUGGCCACAAUUACACAGAAUAUGUCUAUUUUA